AUGCUUCUCGCAAAACUCGCACCAGUCUCCAAGCGUAUCGCCUCGCCCGCCUUUGGUGCCGUCCGUACCCUCGUCAACAGGGCCACUAUUCUCGGACGCGUAGGCCAGGAUGCCGAGCUGAACAACGUGGGCAGUGACCGUUCGGUUGUCCACUUCUCUGUCGCUACCUCCGAAAGCAAAACCGAUGCCGAAGGUAACAUUAUCAAGACGACUCAGUGGCACAGGAUUGUAUCGUGGGACCAGAAGCGGAACCCAAUUUUGGCCGACCGUGUCAAGAAAGGCGAUUUGGUCUAUGUGGAGGGUCCCAUUCAAUACCGGUCCUACACUGCCAAGGAUGGUUCAGAGAGGCACUCGUCUGAGAUCAGCCUGAGGUCGUUCCAGGCCUUGACUCCUAAGGCAUAA
This is a messenger RNA of Linnemannia hyalina, 402 nucleotides long. The record is from the annotation of a GenBank genome assembly. Lineage: Eukaryota; Fungi; Mortierellomycota; Mortierellomycetes; Mortierellales; Mortierellaceae.